GUCAACUGUCAAAGUCACAUUGUACUGUGUUGUCCUGUUUUGAGGUUAUGUUAGCCAAAAUAACACGGUGUUUUUUGAGUUUAUCUUGAAAAAGUGAAAUGAGUAAGAAACUAAAUAAUAUGAAAUGGGAGUCGGUGGCGCUGGAUGGAUUUCCAGCAUCCAUGACAGAUAGGUUCCAAGGAUUUGUCGGUUUAGAAGAAUGCACAGAUUAUAGUUUUGAUAAAGAAGGCAAGGGAUCCAAAAAGAAUAAGAAAAAAGAAAAAUUAGCUCAGAAGAGGGAACAGAAAAAGAGGAAAUCCUCGGAAAGUGAAACAAAAGAGGUUCCAAGCAAAAAAGUAAAACUAGACAAUGGUUUUGUAGUAGAAUCAUGUGACAAUACAGCACCAUCACUAGCGAACAGCACACAGAAAAGGAACAAAAAUAAAAAGAAGAAAAAUAAAAAAGCAAAAAAAUUAAAUAUAGACAAUAAUAUUGGGGAUACUAGUGAUGACAAUAAAGAAAAUGGUGACACUGAAGCAGUUCCGAAAAAAACUAAACCUAAAAACAAAAAGAAAAAGGCUAAAGACUCUGUUAGUACUGAGAAAGUUGUUAAAAAGGCAAAACAAAGAUUGGGUGAUCUUCCUAAGUCUACAUCGGAAUUGACACCUGAAGAUAUGCUGACUUGGGCAGAGUUUAAGUUACAAGAGCCAAUAAUAAAAGCCUUAACUGAACUGGGAUUCAAACAGCCAACGAAGAUUCAGCAGUUGACACUACCAGCUGCUAUUCAUGGUCGUAGAGACAUCCUCGGUGCAGCAGAGACAGGAAGCGGCAAAACUCUAGCCUUCGGUCUACCAAUCCUAUGUGGCAUCCUUAAACUCAAAGAAAAGGCUGAACUCAAAGGCCUAGACGUAUAUGACAUACCAUAUAGAAAACCAGCUCUAAAGAAAAAGGAAGAACCUAAAGAAAAAACACAGAAAUUUAAAAGAAAAGAACGAAAAGGUGAUAAAAAGCAAAUCGUACAAGAAGAGAAAGUUAAGGAGUCAUCUGAAGAUGGAUAUAGUAGUGGGAAAGAGAGUGAUGAAGAAGGAACAGAAGAUGGUUUAGAAGAAGGAACAGAAGAUGAUUUAGAAGGAGCACCAAAAGUUGAAACUGAAGAAGAAGAUUAUCUAGAAGAAUAUGAUGUUCCUGUUAAGAAAAGGGAUAAUAAUUCCGCUGAUGAAGGAAAUGAUAGUGAUGAAGAUAAUUACAUACAUUUAUCUGACAUGUUGGACUCUGAUGAUUUGGCUGAUAGUAGCGACGAUGAAGAUGGUAGCGCAAUUGAUGAAGAUGAUGGGGAAAGUGGUGAUGAAGUUGACGAUGAAAGCGGAGAUGACGAUAUUGAUGGUGAUGGAAGUGGGGAUAGUGCAGAAGAGUUGGAAGAAGAAGAAAAUGAUGACGGCGAUGAGGUCAAUGAGGAUGAACAAGGAGUUGGCUGUGUAAAAGUGGUUGACAAUAUAGAGAUCCCUGGCCACGUCUCUGUGAAGACUGGCAAGCCGUUGUAUGCCCUCAUCCUUACCCCUACCAGGGAACUGGCUAUACAGAUCAGCAGACAUUUGAUAGCCGCUGCUAAAUAUACAGGUAUAAAAGUAGCGACGAUAGUGGGUGGUAUGGCGGCCGUCAAGCAGGAGAGGGUGCUCCGUUCCGGUCCUGAGAUAGUGGUCGCUACACCAGGACGAUUGUGGGAACUCAUAGGACAAGGUCAACCGCAUCUACAGCAGUUGGACUCUGUCAAAUUCCUAGCGAUAGACGAGACGGAUCGUAUGAUAGAACGCGGCCACUUCGAAGAGUUGACACCGCUAUUGGAACGAUUGAACGCGGACGAGGAACGCAAGGCCGCUCGACAGAACUUCGUCUUCUCCGCCACCCUGACCAUGGUCCACGAUCUACCCACACAUAUGAAGGGGAAGAAGGUAACAAAACAUGGUAAGAUUAUAAAUCGAAAGAUAGAGAAAAUGACGCCACAGCAGAAGGUGAACCGGCUCAUCAAGAUGAUUGGCAUGACUGAACCCAAGGUCGUCGAUAUCACUACACAGAAUUUGGGUACAGCCGAAACGCUAACUGAGUCCCGUAUUACUUGUGCAUUAGAACAUAAGGACGCCUACCUAUACUACAUUGUAAAAAGGCAUCCGGGCAGAACUAUCGUCUUUUGCAACUCCAUCGGCAGCGUUAAAAGAUUAGCUCAAUUAUUUACACUGCUCAAGUGUCGCCCCCUACCGCUACACGCCAGCAUGCCCCAGCGACAGAGAAUUAAGAAUUUGGAGAGGUUCCGCGACGAUCCUCACGGCGUGUUAAUAGCAACGGACGUGGCAGCGAGAGGCUUAGACAUACCUCACGUUGAACAUGUCAUACAUUACCAAGUGCCCCGCACAGCCGAGAACUACGUACACCGCAGUGGCAGGACCGCCAGAGCCAGUCGCGAGGGCCUCACCAUCCUCAUGAUGGAUUCCUCCGAAGCUUAUUUGUACACAAAAAUGUGUCGCACUUUGAAUAAAACAUCAGAAGUCCCGACCUUCCCAGUGGACAGUCAGGUCCUUGCUCCCAUCAAGGAGCUGAUGGUUCUAGCCCGAGAGUUGGAUGCCCUGGAACUGAAGAAACGCAGGGCUGCGCAAGCGCACGGGUGGAAGGAACGAGCCGCGAGAGAAAUGGACAUUAUUAUUGACGACGAUGAUCUCCCAGUGAAGCAAGUCAACGCCUCAAUAGACAAAGAAUUGAAGAGCAAACGGCGCCAGUUAGAAUCUCUGCUCUCCCGGCCUAUAUACCCUCGGGGAUUCUCUUUCAAAUACCCCACUCUGAACAAUGAUACCACAGUUUUUCAAGGGAGCGAAGAAAAUGCACUGCAGGUCAUGAAAAACGCACUAGAAUCAGGCCAACUGAAAAAAGAAAAACGGAAAAGCAAGAACGCGCCUCUACUUCAACUUCAGAAGAAAUUUAAGAAAAAUAUACCUAAAUAA
Messenger RNA from Spodoptera exigua (beet armyworm), 2969 nucleotides. The record is from the annotation of a GenBank genome assembly. NCBI's taxonomy places the organism in Eukaryota, Metazoa, Arthropoda, Insecta, Lepidoptera, Noctuidae.